Molecule: messenger RNA, 1676 nt
Organism: Tachyglossus aculeatus (Australian echidna)
Lineage: Eukaryota; Metazoa; Chordata; Mammalia; Monotremata; Tachyglossidae
Gene: CPA6
Product: carboxypeptidase A6
Exons: 11
Coding region: 1-1317 (438 amino acids)
Biological process (GO): proteolysis
Molecular function (GO): metallocarboxypeptidase activity; zinc ion binding
Source: RefSeq, a predicted model, not a curated record
AUGCAACUCCUUCUGAAGCCCCUUCACCGGACAGCUAUUUUUCUGCCUCUUUGUCUGCUCCUUCUGAAGGCUCUGCGGCUGGGGCACAGCUACCUUUACAACAACCGCUAUGCUGGGGAUAAGGUAAUAAGGCUCAUUCCAGAGACGAAAAGGGAGGCACAUGUGCUGAAGGAUAUAUACCAUCAAUUUAAGGUGGACCUGUGGCAGCCGAGCAGCAUCAGCUCCGUCUCAGAGGGAAUGGUUACCGAUGUUCACGUUUCCCGGAACAGCUCCCAAAACCUGCUAAUGUCCUUGCAGCAAGCAAACAUCCAAUAUGAGAUCCUCAUAUCUGACCUACAGGAAGCUUUAGAGAAAGAAAGCAGUUGGAGGACCAAUCGGAAUCGAAGAUCUCUUGGCGACUACAGUUAUGAAGUGUACCACUCGUUAGAAGAAAUUCAAAAUUGGAUGCAUCAUUUGAAUAAAACGCACUCGGGUCUCAUUCACAUGUUGUCCAUUGGAAAAUCUUACGAGGGAAGAUCUCUCUUUAUACUGAAGCUAGGCAAGAGAUCCCGGCAUCACAAAAGAGCCGUCUGGAUAGACUGUGGUAUCCAUGCAAGAGAGUGGAUUGGUCCUGCCUUUUGUCAGUGGUUCGUGAAAGAGGCUCUUCAGACAUAUCGGAGUGAUCCUGCCAUGAGAAGAAUGCUAAACCACUUAUAUUUCUACAUCAUGCCCGUAUUUAAUGUUGACGGUUACCAUUUUAGCUGGACAAGUGACCGAUUCUGGAGGAAAACGAGGUCAAGAAACUCCAGGUUCCGUUGCCACGGUGUGGACGCCAAUCGCAACUGGAAGGUGAAAUGGUGUGAUGAAGGGGCUUCUUUGUAUCCCUGCGAUGAUACCUACUGUGGACCCUUCCCCGAGUCAGAGCCCGAGGUGAAGGCUGUGGCCCAUUUCCUCCGCAAACGCAGGAAGUACAUCAGCGCUUACCUCUCCUUCCAUGCGUACGCCCAGAUGCUGCUCUACCCCUACUCCUACAAAUAUGCCACAAUUCCCAAUUUCAGCUGUGUGGAAUCUGCAGCUUACAAUGCCGUCAGUGCCCUUCAGUCAGCUUACGGGGUGAGGUAUAGGUUCGGCCCUGCCUCCAGCACGCUGUAUGUUAGCUCCGGCAGUUCGAUGGAUUGGGCAUACAAAACCGGAAUUCCCUAUGCGUUUGCCUUUGAGCUCCGUGACACUGGGCACUUUGGUUUCUUGCUGCCGGAAUCUCUAAUCAAACCAACGUGCACUGAGACAAUGCUGGCUGUUAAAAAUAUCACACUGCAUCUGCUCAAGAAGUGUCACUGAGAGGAUGCCAUUGGGCCUGGACGUCAGCAUAUCAGGUGGCAAAAUCUUGCCUGGCCAAAAUCCCUGCCGAGCUGACUGUGAGCUAGGAUUUCCCUUUGAUUUUUUUCCCAUCUACUAUUAGGAAGGGGCAAAGCUGAUAUUGCUUAGGGUGAAUUUGGAUGAAUUUGCUUAGGGUCAAUUUGGAUGAAGCUGACUUCAUAGAGGGCUCCCUCUGGGCCCUCAGCUUUUCAGGACUCAGGGGAGCAAAUCGAAAAUUGGGAUGGGUAAAUUUCUAGAGAAAGUAUUAUUGUCUUGAUCUACCCAAGGCCAGGGUAAUGACAGAGAAACUUUUUUAUAUACCUCUAUAUAGUCCAAAGACA